UGCAGCCCUAUAUUUGCAGAGAUAGUCCCUGAAAAGUCACGGACAAGCAUCUAUGCACUGGAUAGAUGCUUCGAAACAAUUUUAGCAUCGUCCGCUCCUCCUGUUGUCGGGCUGUUGGCCGAGGUUUUUUACGGCUACAAACCAAAUCCAUCAAGAUCUAACAAAGAUAAAAGCAUUGAAAUUGAUAGAGAGAAUGCCGCCUCCUUGGCUAAGGCACUCUACACUGCAAUAGCAAUUCCAAUGUUUUUCUGUUGUAUAAUUUACUCCUUCCUUUACCGCACCUACCCGAGUGACCGAGAGAGGGCUAGAAUGCAUUCCUUGCUUGAAUCCGAAAUGCAGAUAUUAGAGCUGAAACAAUCUCAAGAUCAAAUUGAAUCAGAGCCAUUUCAAAAAGAGCAGCUUGUGAUUGCUGUGGCUUAUGACGAGGAGGAAAAUGAAGCUGAUGAUUAUGAUGAAAAAAGACUACUUUCCCCAGGUGGAAGAGGGACCAAUUGUCUUUCGUGACAUUUGAUUUUCUUCAGAAG
Messenger RNA from Phalaenopsis equestris, 524 nucleotides. RefSeq lists its product as uncharacterized. Gene Ontology annotation, molecular function: transporter activity. The annotation marks the transcript as partial. The transcript has a single exon. The record is from RefSeq and is a predicted model, not a curated record. Lineage: Eukaryota; Viridiplantae; Streptophyta; Magnoliopsida; Asparagales; Orchidaceae. Gene Ontology annotation, cellular component: membrane.